Molecule: messenger RNA, 3294 nt
Organism: Plodia interpunctella (Indianmeal moth)
Lineage: Eukaryota; Metazoa; Arthropoda; Insecta; Lepidoptera; Pyralidae
Product: piggyBac transposable element-derived protein 4-like
Exons: 2
Coding region: 628-2898 (756 amino acids)
Source: RefSeq, a predicted model, not a curated record
ACUUAUUUUAACACUUUCCGGGGCAGAACGGCGAUUUUCGUGAUUUGCGAAAAUCACAAUAUGACACAACGCCUAUUUACGCUAAAAUAUUUUUCAAUUUAUUUGCUAGUACGGACAUAAGCGUGAAGAUUUCAUAGAGUCUAUAUGAAGUCACAUGUUUACUGUCACAACGCAAGCAAUUUCAAUGGUGUACUGUCACAACAGAAGAUUUUUAGCUGCAAACGUGUGGCCUUACACACACAUGUAAACGUUCGCAUAGUAAGCGUGUCGUGCCGCCACGAAGAUAGCCGACGCGCGACUAUAGCGCUGUGGUCGGUCAGUAGCGCAGUGCCACAGUGGGGGGCGAUCGCUUGCGGCCGCGCAGUUUCAGCACGUGGUGUUUGUGGUUAGUAUUUUAUUCAAUUUAUUAUUUUCUUGCUUUUUUGGAGUAAAAUAAUAACAUGCCAAUUAUUUGUGAAAUGUGUUUCAGAGAAUUGAGUGUAUUUUACGAUAAAAAUGACAUAUUUUGUACACCCUAACCUGUAACUAUAAUUAUUAUUAUGUUUUAUUGUAUGUUGUAUAUCUAUUGCAAUCGUGUUAUGUUGCUUCUGGUCUGGCUGUCUGUUACAAUAGGUAUUUUACUUAUAGAUGGCUACUAGAAAGAAGAGGGCACGUCAAAGCGAGAAAUCCAAGACCUUGUUUGGAGCAGAAGAGUCAGGUAGUAGUCAUGAUCCGUUCUCUGACGUUGAAGGUGAAUAUGACUCCGACAAAAAUUUUGAACCACCCGUGGAAUAUUCUAGUGGCAGUGAAGAAAGUAUUUUUGACACACGUCCGCAGAACAUACCCCGAUCUCUGUCAGGAAGUGAGGAAUCCAGUCAAGAAUCUGAUGAAAACUCUGAGAGUGAUGACGGGACAGAAAAUAACUCAGCUGAAACUCAGGAAGAAGGUGAGGAUGCCGACGUAAGCAGCGACCAAGAAAGAAGCUCAAUUCAGGGUGUUAGGGCUAGAUCGCCCGAGCGGGUUUCUGGAGAAGAAGUUACACAUCAAGAAGAAAAUGAGGACCAAAGCAGCAGACCAGAAGAUUCACACGUUUCGGAAGAGGAAAUCAGCCCAAGUCAAGACGAACCGAUUACCGAUCGUCAAUCAAGCGCCAGUCAACCACCAGUGGCCCUAGUUUCUGAUGGAAGAAAUCAAGACUCUGAAGAUUUUCCUUUGCCGCAACCACAGGCACAAGCUGAAGUGAGAGAGCGUGAGAUAGAGGUCAGUAUAGUUCAAGAAGAAAAUAAUGCCGGAAAUCAGCUUAGUGUCAGUAGAGGACACAGACAUUCGGUGAAUCCUGUGCGCCGAGGUACUCCUCCACCAACUGAAAGGAUUUGGGAGGAAAAUGUAUUAGAUAUUCCUUCAUUUGAGUUCAGAUCAGCUGCGGAAGGUCCGACUUUUGAAGUAAAUGAAAAUACCACAUGUGAAGCAGUAUUUAAUGAAAUUUUUACACCAGAGAUGUUAGAAUAUUUAGUUGAAAGAACAAAUUCUUACGGAGAAGCCCUAACAAAUACUAAUCGGCCGCAUACACGCCAUGCGCGAAACUCUGUAUUCCGACCAACAAAUACAGAAGAGAUGAGAAAGUUCCUAGGGCUCAUAUUAUUAAAUGGUCAUAUUCAUGUCCCAAACCAAAGAAAACUUUUCACUUACGAUGAUCCGCUGUACUUCCAUCCCGUAUUUAAUUACACAAUGUCCUGUAGAAGAUACGAACAACUACUGCGGUGCUUAUAUGCAGCUGAUUUGGGUGCAGAUGGAGGUGCAAAAAUUGAAGGAUUCAUCAAUACACUGACACAAAAUUUUCGAAACAAAUUUAACCCUGGAGUAGAUUUGUCUCUUGACGAGUCACUGUUGCUAUAUAGAGGGCGUUUGAUGUUUCGACAAUAUAUAAAGUCAAAAAAGGCGAGAUACGGAAUAAAAUUUUACGUUUUAACGACAUCUGAUGGCUAUGUGUUAAAUAUUAAAAUGUAUACUGGAGCGGAAGAUGCAGAUUCAACUGUGAGAAAAACAGAUAAAUUGGUCCUUCGUUUGAUGCGUCCGUAUGUGCUAAGAGGGCAUAAUCUCUAUAUGGACAACUUCUACAACUCUGUAACGCUUUCAGAGAAGUUAAUAGAUUUACAAACUCAUUCUAAUGGAACCCUGCGAAAGUCUAGGAAAGACAACCCAAAAGACGUCACAGGAAAGAAACUAAAUAAAGGACAACAUGUCUGGGCUAGAAAAGGAAGAGUUUACGUAAGUGCAUGGAAAGAUAAAAGAGAAGUCUGUAUGAUUACAACUUUGGACCACCCAGAACUUAUUGAAGUGACAAACAGAUUUGGUAAAAAGAAAACCAAACCCAUAGAAGUUCAUAGAUACAACCAAAAAAUGGCGGGCAUAGAUCGAGCUGACCAAAUGGUCAGUUAUUAUUCGUCACCAAGAAAGACCAUUCGGUGGUAUAAAAAGGUUCUUUUCCACCUUUUGGACACGGCUGUUUGGAAUUCUUUUUACAUUUUCAAAAACUAUGUGAAGAAAAACACAAAGUACGAGUUCAUAAAAUACAGAGAAGAACUGAUCCGAAAACUGAUUGGAUUGAAUGAAGAAAAAGGAGUCGAUUUAGUACAAAAGUCUCAUAAACACAAUAGCCGACGAUUUGUGGUUCAACCUGAUCCAGUGCCCCAAACACAACCUGAAGAAGCAUCUGCUUCCCCAUCGACUUCCAAUCACGGACAUUGGCCUACACGCAUGAUGCCUUCUUCAGCAUCAAAGAAGAAGUUUGCAUUUUUGUCAUGCAAGCAAUGCUCAAAGAGUAAAAUACGACGAGACACGAGCUAUUACUGUAAAGGAUGUGACAAAUCUCCUGCAUUGUGUCCAUCGUGCUUCGAAGACUGGCACAAAGAUCUCUAAUAUAAUAGAAAUGAUACUUAUAUUUUGUUAUAUCUGAACUUGAUACUGACGUUUUUAAGUUUUUUUUAUUGUUAUGUUUGCUGUGAAGAAGUCACAUUUUUGUUUUCUUAAAAAUAAAUAGAUACUGUAGGUAAAUAGGUAUAAUAACAGGGUAAAUUACUUUUAUUUUAUUGUGAGGAAGAACAAAUUUUAAGUUUUUGUUAAGUUUCGUUUUAUUUUUUUGUACACCCAGUAUCAUAAAGAUUGAUAAAACUGUGAUUUGAUGGAAAAAUAUGUUCCUACUUAGACUAUAAGAUUUAACUGAUUAAAAAGACUUGGAAUAUAAAGACUGUAUCUAAAGUUUGUCAAUUAUAGUUAUUAAGUUGUAAACAAAUUAUAGUAUGUGAUUUAAUUAAA